Leptosomus discolor (cuckoo roller) is the source of this 1008-nucleotide messenger RNA. Lineage: Eukaryota; Metazoa; Chordata; Aves; Leptosomiformes; Leptosomidae. The record is from RefSeq and is a predicted model, not a curated record.
AUGACUUGCCAAGCAUUUGCUUCAUCUGACACCUUUGUACCCUUGAAUUCUGACUCUUCUCCCUCUCUGCCUCUGAUAAUGCAUCACAGCGCUGCAGAGUGCCUGCCGGUUUCUAACCAUGCCACCAAUGUUGUGUCUACAGGCCUUCAUUACUCUGUGCCUUCCUGUCAUUAUGGAAAUCAACCGUCUGCCUACGGGGUGAUGGCAGGCAUCAAGUCUGCCACUCCAGAGAUGCUAUCAGCAAGUCUCUCCCAGAGUCGCAUCUUACAGACAUGCAGCAUGCCACACCCCAACGUGGUAAAUGGUGUCAGCACCUUGCAAAGUAGCCUGACCCCUUGCCUUUAUAAAUUCCCGGAGCACACCCUGAGUGCCAGCUCCUGUGCCCUGGGCCACAGCUUCACACCCAUGCACCAGUCCCUCCUCACAGACGAACCCACUGCUGCAGACUUCAAGCAGGAGUUCCGCAGAAAAAGCAAGUCUGCUGAAGAGCCCGUCGACAUGGACUCCCCCGAAAUCAGGGAACUGGAGAAAUUUGCUAAUGAAUUUAAGCUGCGGAGGAUUAAGCUGGGUUAUACACAAACCAAUGUUGGAGAAGCACUGGCUGCUGUGCACGGCUCUGAAUUCAGCCAAACUACUAUUUGCCGGUUUGAAAACUUGCAGCUGAGUUUCAAGAACGCAUGCAAGCUGAAAUCAAUACUAUCCAAGUGGCUGGAGGAAGCAGAACAAAUAGGAGCUUUAUACAAUGAAAAAGUUGGAGUGAAUGAGCGGAAGAGGAAGCGCAGAACCACCAUAAGUAUCGCUGCCAAAGAAGCCCUAGAGAGGCACUUUGGAGAACAAAGUAAGCCUUCUUCUCAGGAAAUUAUGAGGAUGGCUGAGGGGCUCAAUCUUGAGAAAGAAGUUGUGAGAGUUUGGUUUUGCAACAGAAGACAAAGGGAAAAAAGAGUGAAGACAAGUUUACAUCAGAAUGCCUUUAGUUCUAUUAUCAAGGAGCAUCACGAGUGCCGGUAA